AUGUACCCCCGCGACGUAUACAACUUCGACGAGACCUCACUCUACCUAUCGGUCUUACCUCGUAAGACGUACGGAGGUGCGCGCGUUGCAGGUCGCAAGCUGGCAAAGGAACGUAUCACAGUCGGCCUGCUUGUGAACGCGAACGGUAGCCACUCGUUCCGCCCCUUGGUCAUUUCCAAGGCCAGGCGCCCGCGCGAUUUCCGACCCGACUUCGACCCUGAGGAGUAUUGCUAUUGGCGUCACAAUGCGAAGGGUUGGAUGACGGCACCGGACGCAUGGAUGAACAUCCCCGUCAAGACGAUCCAGCGUUGCUGGUGGCGCACGGGAUGCAUGCCGCGCUCGUGGGCCAUGGAUUUGGCGCAAGUGGGGCUGGACGGCCUUGCCCCGGUCGGCAACGGCGUAAAUGCUGCUCUCCCUAUCGACCUCGAUGAGGACAUCGGGGACGUCGGCAUCAUGAUCGGCCGUCUAGGCCUCGGGCCUAGCGCAAUGCCGGCCGCCGCCUUCGUCGCGAUCGACGACGACCAGCCCACGUGUGCCGAGCCUGGCGAGGACCCGCUCGCCCUUGAGCCCGCGACGGGGUAUUCGGGCGCAUCGUGGGAGGCGCCGUCCACCAUGCACGCAGUCUAUGACGACGACAACCCCUAG
Molecule: messenger RNA, 645 nt
Organism: Closterium sp. NIES-65
Lineage: Eukaryota; Viridiplantae; Streptophyta; Zygnematophyceae; Desmidiales; Closteriaceae
Source: the annotation of a GenBank genome assembly